Molecule: messenger RNA, 1440 nt
Organism: Opisthorchis viverrini
Lineage: Eukaryota; Metazoa; Platyhelminthes; Trematoda; Opisthorchiida; Opisthorchiidae
Exons: 7
Source: RefSeq, a predicted model, not a curated record
GAGAAUUCAAGAUGCAAACCUCCGAUUUCACCUUCAAACGGAACAGUCAGAUUCAAUGGGACGGACAUCGGAGACUCGGCGGAAUACACCUGCGACGCGGGUUUUGUCGUUCGGGGUCCCCGCAAUCGCCACUGUUUGGCCACCUUGUCUUGGAGUGGAGAGGACCCAUCUUGCAGUAACCAGACCAACACCUGCUUCAGUCCACCCUACAUGCCAAAUACCCGCACUCGUUCAAGGGCACGACCGGAACAAAUCUCGAUGUUCUCGCUGGAUAUCGAUCGUGACGACUACAAAUCCGGUGAGGUGAUUGAGAUAGCAUGUCAGCCGGGCUACAAAGAUCCUGAACGGGAUUAUGUCGAAGCAGCGUGUGUCGGAUCCGAAUGGAAGGUGACAAAAUUGAACUGCGAAAGAGUGCACUGUGGUCCUAUACGUGACCCACCGCAUGGGCACGUGGUGUACAAGUCAGACAGACGAUACCAAGCCGAAGCGCUCGCUGUAUGCGCGGAAGGUUUCAUCGCCGACUGUGGACCGUCCAGCGGAACGCAGGACAGCACAAUUGCUAUCACAUGUCCUCGACUGGAUGCACCAGAGAACGGUGGCAUCUCAACCUAUUCAACGGAAGUCAACAGCAUUGUGAAGGUGCACUGCAAUCACGGCUAUGAGCUGAUUGGUCCGGAGCAGAAACAGUGUUUGCCAACGGGAAAGUGGGAUGGAGAAAGAACAAUCUGCAAAGAACGUGAUUGUGGUCCGGUCCCAACGGUGGUCAAUGGCCGAGUUACGGCAGAAAAGACGACAUUUGGAGGCCGCGCCACAUUGACGUGUGAUCCGGAUACAACAGCGUCGUCAGACACGGAUUCGCUUCACUGUGGCCUAAUUGACAACAAAACAUCGUGGCUUCCGCAACCAAUCCCAACGUGCAAUCGACACUGCUACCUGUUCACCGUCGAUCAUGGCGAUGUCGUUCUAAUGCAUAAACCAAACACACCUUCCCAACGCUUCAUCCCCAUCACCUCCGAGAACUAUCCCCAACUGGAAUCGAUCGGGAACGCUCUUACCAGUUCGGACGGAAUCAUUCUACCGGGCAGUCGUGUAAGGCAUGGAGCACAGCUGAAUGUCACGUGCCACAGGGGUUAUCAGUUGGUGAAGACUGAUCAGCCGGUCACAACGUGUAUGGAUGGAGUUUGGAGUGUGCGGAGCAAGUGUGUUCCAGCGUCAUGCCGAACUCGGCCUCCGCCAGCCCCUGGAGCUCGCGUUCGCUUCUACAGUCUCAAGCACGAAGCAAAAGGCCGAUACGAGUGUUUUGUGGGUCACACUCUUCGUGUGGAUGAGACGAAGCAAAUUGUCCAGCCUCUAAACGCAGCGGGGAGUAACGAUGACCCGCUGGGUGUCAUCCGGUGUUUGCAUGGAGAAUGGGUUGGAAUCCCAGUAUUUUGUGAACCG